This is a messenger RNA of Salvia miltiorrhiza (redroot sage), 687 nucleotides long. RefSeq lists its product as uncharacterized. Lineage: Eukaryota; Viridiplantae; Streptophyta; Magnoliopsida; Lamiales; Lamiaceae. The record is from RefSeq and is a predicted model, not a curated record. Gene Ontology annotation, molecular function: zinc ion binding. The transcript has 3 exons. Bases 1 to 687 code for a protein of 228 amino acids.
AUGACGUCGAAUGCUGCCGAGACGAAGAAAAGUAGACUGUUGUGGGCACGACGCCUCCCGGUUGCUUCAUUGAUCGAGACCUAUCGAGCCAUUAUGGAGAAAUGGUUCGAUAGGCGACGCAUCUCGGCUGCAUCGAGGUCACAUGAGUUGACUGAGGUAGUAGAGGGGAAGUUUCAUGUGGCUGUCGAAGCGGGUCGGCAAUUGGUUGUUCGAGGGACGACGACGCACAUGUUUAGUGUUGAGGAUGAUCAUGCAUUCUACAUUGUCGAUCUCGAGAAUCGGACUUGUAGUUGUGCUCAGUUUGACUUGGAUGACAUUCCGUGUUGUCAUGCUUGUGCCGCUAUUAGGCGUGCAGGACUGCAAGUCACGGAUUUUGUUGGAAGAUAUUUCAAACAAUCCGUGCUGUUGGCCACAUAUAUGGAGCGUAUUGUUCCCGUUCCACAUCCUACGUAUUGGAAUGUGCCCGAUGAGAUAUCAGCCUAUGUUGUGAAACCCCCGGAUAUCACGGUCCAUGCGGGACGACCGAAGUUGAGUAGGGCUCGUUCAGCAGUUGAGGGUCCUCCUAAUUCGGGUCCUCCUAAUUCUCGACCUCAAGGGUUUUGGGGUGAACAAGGCCUAAAUGGGCUCUGUACAUGGUUAGGCCCUAACCGUGUACAGUUUCUCGCAACCGUGUACGGAAGAACUUGA